Messenger RNA from Acanthaster planci (crown-of-thorns starfish), 3436 nucleotides. It is a transcript of the gene ssx2ip, whose product is annotated as SSX family member 2 interacting protein. Gene Ontology annotation, cellular component: centriolar satellite; ciliary basal body. Gene Ontology annotation, biological process: intraciliary transport involved in cilium assembly. NCBI's taxonomy places the organism in Eukaryota, Metazoa, Echinodermata, Asteroidea, Valvatida, Acanthasteridae. The record is from RefSeq and is a predicted model, not a curated record.
ACAUGCAUUGGAAGACAUGCAUGUCUUUUGAUAUGCCCACCUUUCGUGGCACUGUGGACACUCGGUGCAUGUUAACUGCAUAGAAUCACAUGAACAAGCACGAAAAUACAUCUUCAAAGUGUCUUGAGUAGGCCUACACUUCAUGUACAUGUAUGUACAUGUACAUGCCCAUUGUCCAUGAACAUAUUAUGAACGUGUUUGUACAAUGUACAAGAACACAGAUGCAUUUACGCAGGGUUAGUUACACUGCUACAGUACAUUCAAGCAGAAACCCCUUGAGGAGGGUAAAUUGAUAUUUAUGGCACUCCUGAAAGUUAGGACAAUUUACGGCCGGCCGUGUGGACCCACUGCGACACAGCCUGCUGAUUGAUAGGAAUGGCAUGAUCAUGUCCAAGUCAAGUAGGGGUAACGUUCAGUGUUCACCGCCCCUACAUAAUGCACCGUUGUUACAGCCUCACUCAGUUUAUUGCCGGUACCCAUUGUGCGGAAGGUGUCAAAUUUAAUUGGUAACCUGUAUCCUGUGAAUCAUUUAUCAUUGAUUGAGGACAGAUAGAUUUGUCUUGCUGCUUGCGACAGCUGAGCCGUCCAAAUCACAGGUAAACUGCUGUCCUAUGCAGGAAUGUGUAAUAUGUUUGACUAAAUGCUCUCUGUAGAGAGCCAGUCAACCAUGGCAGGCUGGGAUGCGCAGAACUCGUCCGCUUUUUACCCAUGGAGUCGGAGCCACGCCCCUGCCGGCCACACCUCGACCAGCCACGCCCCUACUGGCCACGUCCCUCCUGACCACACCCCUGCCAGCCACACGCCUGCCCACGAGGACUUUGUCUCCAAGUACCUGCGGAGCCACACCCUCCAGGCCACCACCAGCCCGGACGAAGGCUUCCACCACCACCACACCCAACACCACAGUCACCGGUCAGGUCUGCUGUUCACGUCGCCUCGUUCUGGCCGGCGGCUGUCCCAGACGUUCGGACCCUCGUUUUGCAAUAAGGACAACCUGGAACAGUGUGUCUCAUACCUAGACCAGGAGAUGACUGUCUUAGGCUUUCCGAGUCUUUACCCGUCUUCGGACCGAGGUCAGUCAGGGGCAUUUGACGUAGUGCUGUUGGUCAACUGCUGUUACGAGCUCAUCCAAAGACACCAACAACAUCUACAUAAACAGGAAGAAAUGGAGACAAAACAAAUGCGUUGCGAUUCGGACCUGGAGCAUCUGCAGUCCAGCCAAGGACGGCUCAAGGAACGACUGGAGCAGUUGGAGAGAGACAACGUUGCACUAACGGAGAAGGAGCGCCAGCAUCUCAAUCAGAACAAGUCCCUGGCCGCCAAACUCAAGAACGCCAGAGAAGAGCUGAAGAAGCUAGAGAAUAUCGUCAAGCACCGCGACACGCAGUUCAAACACGACCUGAAGAAGAAGGAACGGGAGAUUAACAAGAUGAAGGAGAGGAUUCACCAGCUGCUAACAGACAAAAACCAAGAGAGGAGGAUAGGUAUGGACAUACUGAACUCACUACAAAGGGCUGACGGCAAGAGAGCAACAUGGAAAACAGGAAAAACGGGUACAAAACAUGAGGAAGAGAUGUAUCGCCUGAUCAUCACCAACUACGAGGAGAGACAGAAGGAGAUGAUGCUGGAGAAUCAGGUGUUGCGGGAGUCCUUGAGUAACAUGCAGAAGGAGUUGGUGGACCUGCUCAACCGGCAGGGGGACAAGGGACUGCUGUCCAGUCUUGGUGACCACAGCGAUGAGGAGGACACCACCUCCGUGGACGACUCCUCGGUGGACGAGCUGAGCCACGGCCACUUCCAGAUGCCCUUUGAGAUGGUGCGGGAAGGCAUCGAGGCCAGCCUACGCGACAAGUGGCAGCGGCUACGGGAACGCAUCCAGCGCAUGGAGAAAGAGCAACAGCUGUCUGGAGGGGGCGGAGGCGGGGGCGAGAAUAAGGAGAAUGCGGGUGGCGAUCCCAACGUGCCGGGCAGCGAGAAUGGCCCAUCCACCCGACGCCUGGAGGAAGAGAUCGCCGGCUUGAAGGACAAGGUCAAGGUGUAUCACGAUAUCAUCCAGCAACAGGAGCAAGUACUUCAAUCUGUGCAGGACAGCAGUAUGGACGAAGGCCUAAUGGCCUUGCUGAAGGACUCGCAUUUCCUGGAAGAGAAGGAGAGUAUGGCAGAGGAGAAGAGGCUUUUCUAUCAGCAGAAGGCGGCGUUUGAGAAGGAACGGAGGAACUUCACGGACGCUGCCAUCCGGCUAGGGCACGAACGGAAGAAGUUUGAGGAAGAGCGAAGCAGUUUCCUGCAGCAGCAAUUGAUGCUGAGCCCUACUGCCAAGACCAACUCCACACCCCCUCUCAGACCUCCAAAGUCCAUCCACACCUCCAGUCCUAGUGGGUUUCCCUUGGAGCAGUCACCGUCAACGCCCCCCAACGAGAGGACACCAGUUGGACAACGAACCAUCAUCAACACACCAACAACAGUCGAGCUGUACCGUGCCCUGAAGCUCAUCCCCGACAGAGAGGAAUGUCUCAACUCAUCUCGGGAAAGCCUACAUGUACCAAGUUACUACUCAGACACUGACCGGUCGGGUGCCAGCACACCCCGCUCGGGGGCAGCCACUCCGCGAUCUUUCUCCAGCCAGAGCAGCAGCCGACGGACGGCCGGUCAGACGGGCAGUGGCCUGGCAGGCAAAGGGUCAUCCAGCAGUGGCAGGUCAGAGAGGUGCGAGGAGCAGGUCAGGGGUCAGAGCCAGCGCGGCACGCCUCACCACUCCCACCGGACCAAGAAAGGGGAGGGGCCGGGAAAGAGAAAGUGACCAGUGGGAUGGUAGAGUGGUCCCUGCAAAGCAGCGUUGGCGUUUGACGUCAGACGUGAGUUUGUGUGUGUUUAUUCAUAUCUUGGCCAGUUACAGACAGCCUUGUAAAAUUCAAAAAAACCUAAGCUCCCGCUGAAGCUGAAAGCUGAGAUGCCAGAUGUGUUUGAAUGGCUAGAAUUCACCAUCUCUGCAUUUCUAAUUGCAAAAUUGGCCACAGGCCAGAGUAUAUUGCACCUGGAUUGUUAUAGAGUUGAGAUACGCACUUAUAUGUUCAAUUUAAAGUUAGUCUAAUGCCAAAAGUAAGCAGUUGAGAAAGUGUGGGAGUUUUAAAUAUAUCUGGGAGUGAUGAUGAUAAAGGAGAGAGUGUAAAUGUAACUAGAGCAGUAAGAGGCUGGAAAAGCUUUGGAGUGUAAAUUUGUGAGAGAGAAAAAUCGGGAGAAAAUACCUAAAGUAACUGAUUACAGUCUUGAUGCAUUAUUGUGUGCGAAUGUUGCUGCUAAGUAAUGUCAUAUUUAUUUGAGAUGCAAGAUCAGGAGUAUUGCUCAGCAAAGGAGAGAAAGUGUGGUAGGUUUUGAGGUCUGUUGUUCCAGCUUCACAUAGGAAGCUGUUGGGCAUUCUUUCUUACUUAAUAUAACC